Messenger RNA from Ectocarpus sp. CCAP 1310/34, 2997 nucleotides. The record is from the annotation of a GenBank genome assembly. Lineage: Eukaryota; Phaeophyceae; Ectocarpales; Ectocarpaceae.
CACAGGAAAAACACACAGGAGCGAUCACAUGUGGCUGGAAUCGAGAGCGUUGAUAGCAUGCAAGGCAGCGGGGGUCAUGGGCAGCCGCCACCAGUAGUCCAUUCUCCCCCUGGACUACGAGGUGCUCGUUGGAAGGAGGAUGUCGAUCCUCCCACCAAGGAGUCUGUUGCAGCGUGGGAGCGUUCUCUCCGACCCGGGCAGUACUUCUCGGAGAAGGGGGGGCACCGCCCCAUGCGCCACAGAACCCAAGCGGUGCAGGGUCAUCCCGACGCUCGCGCGUGGCCACGGGGGCCAGACGGGGGUGCAUGGGGGCCACAGCACCUGUCGCCAAUCCCCUCGGAGAAGGGCUACAUGCCGUUGGAAAAACUGCCACCGGCGCCACCGGCACCGCCGCUCGAGCUCCCCUGGCGGGCGCCGCCCCCCGGCUUUGACGCUCGCACCUUGCGCCGGCAAGCCUCGGCGCUUCGCGGGGAGGCGGCGGCGGCCCACCGCGACGAAGAGGCGGUGAGGUGCUCGACCUUGAGGCUGGCGGGAAUUCUGAGAGAGACCAUCGAGAACGGGAAGGAGAACGCCGCUUUGGCGAGGGAGAGGCUGGGUUGCCUGCACGCGGCGCUGCGGCGACUGAGGGAGGAGAGAGCGAGGCAGGGGGUUGCGGUGAACGCGGCAGUCACAUGGCAGGAGUCGCUGGAGGAGCUCAGGGAAAAACUAGAAUCAUUGGAAGAGCGACGGCGGAGGGCGGAGCGGGCCAAGAGCGACGUGCAGCGAGCGCUGCGGGCGGCUGUCGAUGCCAACGGGGCAGCGGAGGCGGAGGUAAUACCCUUGGAACGCGCGCUCGAAGCCGCGUGGAGGCGGGACGAGGUUGCCGAGGAGAUGGAGCGGCAGGAACGGCAAGAGGAACUUGCGGACGCUUUCUUUCGCCGUCGCCGCCGACGCCGGGGGUCCCGUUCCGAACCUCGCCGGGACUCUUGUUCCACCGGAGAGCUCAUGCAUUCGGCUCUAGCGGAAGAAAGAAACGGCAGGCGACUGCCUGCCGAUGUCGGGGAUGGCGAGGGUGGCGAGGGCAAUGGUGAUGGGGCAGCAGCAGCAGCAGCAGCAGCAACCGUAGUCGACAACAUUGAUGACACCGGCAACGGCGGGAGAAUUGAACGGGGUGGCCCUUGCGGCGGCGAAGGAGACGGCGACUACGGUCGCUACGGUUUCAAGAGCCCCACGGCCCAUGUUACCUCCCCGCUCCUCCUCCCGACCCUGUCGUGGGGUUUCAAAGUCUUCGUGGAGGCUUGUCGGCGGAGCCAGGGCAUGCGGCGGCUAGCCGCCGCGCGGCAGGAGCGGGCCGAGGCCGAACGGCGAGAGGUCUUGAGGGAGGCGUUAGCGGCGUGGGCCGUCGGGGCUGCCUUGGAGCGCGGGGGGCGCGAGGCCCGCCAGAGGAGAGCGGUCGAGGCGGCUCGGCUUUGUCUUGCCCGGUGGAGGCUGUUCGCCGCCUUGGAACGAAGGUGGCACUUCGCCGCCCUCGCCUCCUCCGCUUCCUCUACGGCCAUCGUGACCGGCGUCCGCCGUCGGCGCGACGUGGACACCCUCGCCCACAGCUUUCGUGCCUGGGCUUCUCUCUCUCGGGCCCGCCGCUGGCGACGUCGACGAGCACUGCGCCGCGGGCUGGAAGUCUUGGCCUCCUUUGCGGGAAGGGAGGGUGGGGUUAUGUGGGCGUCGCAGACGUUUUCGAACAGCCGGUGGCACAGGCCGCGCACCGGGGUUGAAGGGGAGGUAAGACGAGGAUCGACGGCGCCUUUGCCGGCAGAGUUGUCCCUGGCGCACUGGGGAGGGGGAAGCCGGGGUCGAAGAUGUGUCCGGGAGGGAGGACUUGAAACCCAUGACUUGGAAGCCGUGGCAAGCGCGCACCGGAGGCGGGCCGCCUUGUCGAGAGGUUUUCUGGCGCUGCUGCACCAGGGUUCGCGGCAAAUCAGGGUGGGGAGGGGCCGAUGGUUCUGCGUCCCCGGGGGUGGGGGGAAAGGAGGCGUUGUGGUCAGCGUGCGGGCGGCACGAAUAGGGCUUCUGAGGUGGUGUGGGGCCGCGAGGGCGAGGGGCCGAGCGACGGAGAGCAUGGAGGAGGCUGAGGUUGUGUGGAGGCGGAAGAGGCUGGCGGGAGCCGUGAAGAAGCUGAAGCGUUUUGCUGUGGUGGCAGCGCGCCAGAGGAGGGUUGAUCGGAAGAACGUUUUGAGGAGAUCGUUCGUGGCGCUACGGCAGGGGUGCGCCAUUUCUAGGCGACAAAAAUCCGCGUGCAGCGCACUCCAGAAUGCUCUUGUCUCCCGGCGGUUGGGCCUCCUCGGGUCUGCGAUGGCUAGGCUAGCGGGCGCCGGCAGUAGCGGUCCGGCGGCAAUAGCGGCGGCGACGGCGGCUGCACCGGCGGCAAGACGGCGGCGAGAGAGGGAAGCACUUGGGGCGGCGUGGAGGUGGUGGGUCGGUGGUUGGCUGCGGCGGCAGGCAGAAGGGAUUCGGACACGCGAAGUCGAAGCGCGGCGCCGAGCAAAGCGAGAUCGAGACCUCGCGGAACAGCUGGAGCAGGUGCAUCAAGACUCCGCCGCGCUACAGAAGGAAGCCGUUGCCGUGGAGACUGAGCUGCAGCGAACCAAGAUUAUGGUGCUAGAGCAGGAAGAAGCUCUCGAGGCUUCCAGGAGGUCUUUGGCGGAAGCGUCUGCAGCGGCCGCGGCCGUCAAAUCUCGCCUUGGCCCUGCCGCUCGUUUCGACACCGUCCACGCCUCCAUGACCACGAAGGCGAGCAAGCCUUCUGUUGACGUUGUAAGCAAGACUCCUGUUGCAGUGGUAAGCAAGACCGCUGUUGACGCGGUAAGACUCCUGUUGAUGUGGCAAGCAAGACUCGUGCUGCAGUGGUAAGCAAGGCUGUUGACGUGGCGAGCUAGACUUUUGAGGUGGCAAGCCCAGGCAAUUGGCAUAAUAAAGCAAGACUGCUGAGGCAAACCAAGACUGUUGGCAAUGAAAAGCAAA